GUCCACGCGCCCUCAUCUCCUCCCCAACCCGUUGUCCACUGCCUCCAGGCAAACCGGCAGCGCCGCCGCCGGCGAUGACCACCGCGCGGCUCGUCUCAACAUCCCCCGCCCGCCUACCCUCCACGUCGGCUUCCCCGAUUCCCAGAACCUCGCUGUGUGUUGUCGGUCGUGCCCCUGCUUUCUCCGCUAGGGCGCUCGGCUUCUCGCUUCGUCUCAAGCCGUCGCCUGCCAUGGCCGCCGCCGGCCCCCCUACCGCGCAUGGAGACUCAAUAGGUGGAUCUUCUAGGAUUGGAGAGGUUAAGAGGGUGACCAAAGAGACAAAUGUGCACGUGAAGAUCAACCUUGAUGGCACUGGUGUCGCCGAGUGUAGCACAGGGAUACCGUUCUUGGAUCACAUGCUCGAUCAGUUGGCAUCACAUGGACUCUUUGAUGUCUACGUUAAAGCAAUAGGCGACACCCAUAUUGAUGAUCAUCACUCAAAUGAGGACAUUGCUUUGGCAAUUGGAACGGCACUACUUGAAGCACUUGGUGAUCGAAAGGGAAUUAACCGAUUUGGUCAUUUUACAGCACCGCUUGAUGAGGCAGCGGUUGAGGUUAUACUGGAUCUGUCUGGUCGCCCUCAUUUAAGCUGUGGCUUAGAUAUUCCUACUCAAAGAGUUGGCACAUAUGAUACACAGCUGGUUGAGCACUUCUUCCAAUCUGUGGUGAACACAUCUGGGAUGACUCUUCACAUCCGUCAGCUUGCUGGGAAAAACUCACACCAUAUCAUCGAGGCAUCUUUCAAAGCGUUUGCUCGGGCCCUUCGACAGGCAACAGAGUAUGACCUGCGCCGUCAAGGCACUGUCCCCAGCUCCAAAGGUGUCUUGUCGAGAUCAUAGCAUCGCAGUUUGGACGAACGCAUAUCUUCCACUGCAGCGCACAUCAAUGAGAGGAAAACCUGCAGAGUAGACAGCUUGGUUUUUGCUGCUCACGUUGGGAGCCUGCGUUAGCCUCUGAACAUUGCUAAUGGGAUAAUCAAGAACCAUCUAGCAACUAGCAAGCACCACUUAUUAUCUGCCUUGUGACAGUGGCAUAGCGCGUCUGCUCGCUACUGCAACUCUAUUAUCUGCUCGCUGGAGUUACAGGAUAUCUGAAGAUUGAAGGUCUAGACAUGCUGUGAGCCUGUGACUUUGUAAGCUACACCGGUCAGGAAUAAUGCUGCGUCUGGAUCAUCCGCAGAAACAUAGGGGUAUGUAAAUUGUUUGGACAUUGAAGGGAAUGCAUUGAUCUUUGCGCGUUCAGUUUCUGCCAACAAAUUAACGGGAGAGCUGAGAAAAUACGAGCCCUCCAAUUAUCUGGG
Zea mays is the source of this 1339-nucleotide messenger RNA. Its product is annotated as Imidazoleglycerol-phosphate dehydratase 1 chloroplastic. Lineage: Eukaryota; Viridiplantae; Streptophyta; Magnoliopsida; Poales; Poaceae. The record is from RefSeq and is marked validated. The transcript is spliced from 8 exons. Gene Ontology annotation, molecular function: imidazoleglycerol-phosphate dehydratase activity. Bases 75 to 878 code for a protein of 267 amino acids. Gene Ontology annotation, biological process: L-histidine biosynthetic process.